UUUCAGGUGCUGCCUAAAGAAUGGACGAUGACGACUUUGGUGGCUUUGAGGCUGCAGAGACAUUUGAUGGUGAACACAGUGGAAACCAAGCAAUGUCCCCUGCUGUCCCCUGGGCCACCUUUCCUGCAGGGGAACACGCAAUUUCCAUUGUGAACCACCUUCAGAGUUUGUGGUAGGACCCGAGGACAGAGCCACUGAUGCCAAUGUGGAAUAAAGUAUCCGGAGUGCACCUGUCACCAGCUUCUCCGGAGCUCCUCCUGGACCAUGACCACUCAUCUGCGUCCUCUGGCCGCCUGUCUUCAGAUGCUGUCAUUUCAUCGCCAGACGACACCCGCGCAGACAGCGGCCUUGUGAGUCAGACCAUCCCCAAAGCUCAGACUCAGCAGUCGGCGCAUGCACAUCUGAACAUCCCACUGUUCCCACUUGGCUUAACGGAUGAGACAAGCCGUGGAGCGAUUGUACCAGAGGAUGAUCCCGAGGGCCCUGGAGCUGACGCGUCCAGCUCUCAGCUCCAGCAAAAGAUAUCAAGUCUGGAGACCAAACUGAAAGCAUCUGAAGAGGAAAAACAGAGAAUUAAAAAGGACGUGGACUCUCUGAUGGAGAAGCACAGUGUCCUGGAGGAAGGUUUCCUGAAGGAAAAGGAGCAGGAUGCCGUGUCCUUCCAAGCCCGCUACCGUGAGCUGCAGGAAAAGCAUAAGCAAGAGUUGGAAGACAUGAGGAAGGCUGGGCACGAGGCACUGAGCAUUAUUGUGGAUGAGUAUAAGGCACUUCUGCAGUCUUCAGUCAAGCAACAGUUAGAUGCCAUUGAGAAACAGUACGUGUCUGCAAUCGAGAAACAAGCUCACAGGUGUGAGGAACUCCUUCACGCUCAGCACCAGAGGCUCCUGGAAGUGCUGGACACCGAGAAGGAACUGUUAAGGGAAAAAAUCCAGGAAGCUUUGGCUCAGCAGUCCCAGGAGCAGAAGGAAACCCUGGGAAAGUACCUGCAGGAGGAAAUGCAGAGGAGUAAAGAGGCACUGGAGUCAGCUGUGAAGCUUGAGAAAGAAGCAAUGAAAGAUGUUAUCAACAAAGCAGUGGAAGAAGAAAGGAAAAAUCUGGAAAAAGUUCACGCUGAAGAACGGGAGAUGUGGAAAGCAGAGCAUGCCAGAGAUCAAGAGAGAGUAACGGAGGCUAUCCAGGCUGUCAUCCGUGAGCAGCGGAUGAUGAGUCAGGAAGCUGUCAAAGCAGCCAUCGUAGAGGAGCAGAAGAGAAGCGAAAAGGCCAUGGAGGAGGCCGUAAAGAGAACGAGAGAUGAGCUGGUGGACUACGUGAAGGAGCAGAGACGGCUUGAUCAAGUCACCCGCCAACGGAGCCUGACCAGCCUGGAGCUGUUCCUGUCCUGUGCCCAGAAGCAGCUGAGUGCCCUCAUAGCUACAGAGCCCGUUGACAUUGAAUAGAGACGCACUGACCAACCUGUCCCUGUCAUUAAGCCUGCCUACUCUGAAGCUGUUCCUCUCCUGUGCCUGGAAGCAGCUGAGUGUUCUAAGGGCCAUGGAGCCUUGUGGUAUUGAAUAAAGGGAGCAUGACAGGCGA
Phodopus roborovskii (desert hamster) is the source of this 1572-nucleotide messenger RNA. It is a transcript of the gene Ccdc91, whose product is annotated as coiled-coil domain containing 91. The transcript is spliced from 13 exons. NCBI's taxonomy places the organism in Eukaryota, Metazoa, Chordata, Mammalia, Rodentia, Cricetidae. The record is from RefSeq and is a predicted model, not a curated record. Gene Ontology annotation, cellular component: trans-Golgi network. Gene Ontology annotation, biological process: Golgi to lysosome transport. The coding region runs from base 198 to 1436 and encodes 412 amino acids.